AUGGCAACAAACGCGGCGUAUAUUGAUAUUCAAGAAAGUCACAUGAAAGAAUUAAGUAACUCUGAUUUAACCAAACUGAAUGCGAUUGGUGUGGACAUGUCGAAGAACGAGUUCACCAAAUUUCCUCCAGUACUGAAGAACUUGACAGCACUGACACAUAUUAAUGCUGACGGGAAUCAAAUUUCGUCGCUUGAGAAUUUGACGCUCUUCACAAAUUUGUCGAAGGUGGACGUCUGCAAGAAUUGUGUGACGGAAGUGCCGAGUUGUUUGACAUCACUGACGAAGUUAUUUCAAUUUUCGCUCUUUGCGAAUCGGAUCAGAACGUUUCCGAACGGGUUUUGUUACUUAAAAGAGCUGAACUUGGGGUCGAAUGAAAUCUCUGAAAUUCCGUUACACUGGGAUUUGCCGAGUCUGACGUCUGUAGAUUUGAGUCAAAACAACUUAUGUCGAGUCGAAGGGAUAACUAGUCUAAGCAAUUUGGUUGUGAUGAAUUUGGGGACGAACAAAAUCACAUCAUUGCCAUCGAUUGGGUGUUUACUGAAACUUGAAAACAUUGACGUUUCAAACAACCGAAUAGGGAGUUUGCCGAUAUCGAUAACACAAUUGACGUACUUGUCUUCAUUCAAUGGAGACUAUAAUCCAAUUAAAAGUCUUCCGGAGGGGUUUCUGAAGUUAAAGUCGUUACGACUGAUCUCAUUGUGUCACUCCCAAUUUGAAGGCUUUACAGAACCCCUUGGUGCGUUGAGUCGAUUACAAACACUGAUGGUGUCGAAUUUGAACUUAACAACUUUGCCGAAGGAAAUUAAUGCAGUGAAGGAGAUGAGGACACUUGAUGUCAGUAAUAACAAAAUAGUCGAAAUCACCGCUCUUCCGAAGACGACCGACGACUUCAUUGCUACAAACAAUUUGAUUAACACGUUCUCACCGGAAGGGACAAUUCAAAUUGGAUUCAUCUCUUUACGAAACAACGAUUUGGACCAUUUCCCUUUGAAGUUGAAUGAAAUUAUGAACCUCCAAAACUGCGACUUGUCGAAGAAUAAAAUCACUACUAUCCCAGACAUCCCCCUCGAAUUGAAUUACUUGAGAGCUAUCGACGUCUCAUUCAAUUUGCUCACUUCUAUCCCCCCUAUCUUCCAAAGAUGCCCAAAACUCACAAAACUCAACGCGUCGUAUAAUCACUUGACGACGUUCCCCCCACUCUCUUCAUUACAAAACUUAAAAGUCCUCCUCCUCGCUGGAAACUUGAUCAGCGAAAUUCCUCAAGAACUCUCGACGUUGACUAACUUGUCGCUCCUCCAUUUGGCUAAUAAUAGGUUCACAGACUGCCCAAAGAUCUUGUCGGAGUUGCCCAAUAUCCAGCGGCUGUCGUUAUGCAUGAACUCGUUGACGACACUUCCGGACUUUGUGAAUAAGUCGCUGGUCUCAUUUGAUGUGUCGAACAACCGAUUGACCUCCGUGCGACUCCCCGACGCCCCAAAUCUGCGACGACUGAAAUUGUCGCACAACGCGUUAGUUGAGAUUCCAAUGAACCAAACCAAACUUCCAAAACUCGAGAUAUUGGACUUGUCAUCGAAUGGCCUGUUAGACUUCAAAGUCCAUCCCUUGGAAUUUCCAUCAUUACAAGUACUAGACUUGAGUCUCAAUAAUUUGUCGAGUGUCCCAAACAUCGGGAAAAGGAAGUUUGUGAUUCGAAUGGACGGGAACCCGAGUUGGCAAGCAGUCCAAUUUCCAUUUUUGAGCAAAUUUAACCGUCCAGAGGAAUUUAUGACGGAGGCGGCGUCAUUCUCCUUUUGCUCGAAAUGUAGUAAUAGAGAGGAGAUGCAAGACUCGAUCAUCUGUAUACCGAAUUUUACAGCACCGGACCACUUUCUAUUUGCAGCAGUGGAUGGACACUUGGGGAAUGUCGUGUCGAAUACCUUCUCACAAAAGUUCCCUGCACUUCUGUACGGAUUUUUAAAGACUACGGACGUCAGAACGGCUUUCUUCCAGGCGUUUGAAGAAAUCCAGAAACAACUCACAGAAAUGAAAGUCACGGACGGAGCAGUCGUCACCGUGUCUUUUGUCACACCAACACACAUUCACGUCGCACAAUGUGGAGACUGCAGAGCAGUGUAUAUUACAGACAAUGAAGUGUAUCAAAUGUGUGACGAACAUACUCCCGCCAAUCCACAAGAAUUUAAAAGGAUUAAAGAGUACGGGGGGUAUACGGAAAGAGGACGAGUCUUUGGAGAUUAUAUUGUGUCGAGGUCGAUUGGGGAUAUCGCCCUCAAACCAGUCAUUUCGGACUUGCCGGAGUUUGUGAGCAUCAAACGAGUGAAGAACGAAAGGUACUUCAUUGUUGCUUCUGAUGGGUUGUGGGAUCAAUUGUCGAAUACUGACAUCGUUGCAUUAUUAAAAAAGAAAAAGGACUGCGUCAGAAUAGCGGAGUUGUCGUCUAUGCUCUGUGAUGUUGCGUUUGUAAUGGGUUCGACAGAUAACAUCUGUGUCGUUGUUUGCAAAUUAAUAUGA
Molecule: messenger RNA, 2508 nt
Organism: Entamoeba invadens IP1
Lineage: Eukaryota; Evosea; Mastigamoebida; Endamoebidae
Product: leucine-rich repeat containing protein, putative
Exons: 1
Coding region: 1-2508 (835 amino acids)
Molecular function (GO): protein binding
Source: RefSeq, a predicted model, not a curated record